GUAUUCUUUUCUUUUGCAAUAUGCGUGUUAUGCGCAUUUUAUUUUUUAUAUUAUUAUUUUGUAUUGGGUUCAUCCAGUGGUCGGAGUGUGUCUUCGGCCAAACGAAUUCAAUAGACACGAAUCAGAAAUCCACAUUGAGACCUGCAGUGGAACGGGUGUUUUCACGUAAGAAAAGAUGGAUGCUAUUUCCAAAAGGAGCACAUCUCAAGUUCACUUUGAAUGUUAGUAAACGUCUGCUAGCCAUGUUUCCGAAAGGAUUUAAUUUUAAUUUCGAAGCGGCAGUUUACUAUCCAAUGCCCUCCGCUAGAAUAGAUCUGAUACCUAAGAGAUUUAGAAAACCUACUACGAAAGCACCUGCUCCUAAGGGGCCCACACCGCUGAACUUAGUUGGAAUACCGGGAUCGUUGAUAAAAUACCGUGCCAAACCGGCAACUAAACCACCAAAGGUGCAACGUAUUGACCAAAAUGUGUCAUCAUUGCAAUGGGUAUCAUCACCAUCAUCCUCUUCAUCCAAUUUAUAUUUUAACAACUCUCAAACGUGGUCCAAAUACAGUUCCUCCGAAUAUUUGAAAAACUAUCAGUGGUCACCGGAAAAGCAACAAAAAUAUGUGAAUAAAUAUUCCAACUACAAUAAUAAUAAAUGGAAUCGAUGGUCUUCAAAUGCAAAGUGGCCACAAACAAUACAAUAUCCAUCUAUCAAUAACAAGUGGAAUCCUCGACCCCGUUUCAGUAGAGAUGUUAGUAAUGUCGAUGACCAGAUUUCAUCAAUAGACGACUAUCAUCACAGGGAAUAUGAACCAAUUUACUUUGAGGAUCUAGAACCAUUUGAAGACUCUCCCCACUAUCAUUCAUAUCGAGGUCGUAGAGAACUAUUUCAUCACUUUGAAGGGUUUUCAAAGAUUUUAGGAAUCGAUAUGAAAUCUUGCAUCUUGAGAGCAGUGUGUGAUAGUAAAAGGUUUUUAUUGCCACCUGGUUAUUCCAUGAUUCAGGAUAUACUACGAGUUGUCUUCACAUUUCCAACAAUUAAUGGUUUAAAAGACGACUACACUCGCAUAAUGGAGACAGAUUACGAAACUUGUGAUGCUCACGUCCACAAUAAGUGUCCGUUUAGUAUUUUAGAUUGGUUACUGAAUUCGAAAAAAUCUCUGUGAGACAAU
Molecule: messenger RNA, 1157 nt
Organism: Calliphora vicina (urban bluebottle blowfly)
Lineage: Eukaryota; Metazoa; Arthropoda; Insecta; Diptera; Calliphoridae
Exons: 3
Coding region: 21-1151 (376 amino acids)
Source: RefSeq, a predicted model, not a curated record